Messenger RNA from Schistosoma haematobium, 3486 nucleotides. RefSeq lists its product as uncharacterized. The record is from RefSeq and is a predicted model, not a curated record. Gene Ontology annotation, biological process: nucleolar large rRNA transcription by RNA polymerase I; RNA polymerase I preinitiation complex assembly. Gene Ontology annotation, cellular component: RNA polymerase transcription factor SL1 complex; RNA polymerase I core factor complex. NCBI's taxonomy places the organism in Eukaryota, Metazoa, Platyhelminthes, Trematoda, Strigeidida, Schistosomatidae. Gene Ontology annotation, molecular function: RNA polymerase I core promoter sequence-specific DNA binding. Bases 751 to 3324 code for a protein of 857 amino acids. The transcript is spliced from 12 exons.
UCUGUAGACCUUGCUCACUACUGUCAAGCGCCAACUUCGGCAUCGAACCUUACCAACCCUACCAACGUCAAGUUUCGAUUAUUAAACUGUGUUCAUUUUAUUCUUGUAUUUUUGUUGACUGUUAUCGACCACUCUCCUUAUUAAAGCUAUAAUGAGUUGUCCGAUUUGUGAAAAUCGUCAACUUAUAGAAGAUGAAAACACUGGACAGUUGAUUUGUUCAGAAUGUGGAACUGCAACAGGUGUUUAUAGAGGGGUUACCCAAUCCCAGGAUUUCUCUGAAACCCGCGGAUUACGAGUGAUUCAAAAGACUGAACUUAUAGGUAGUCAAUCCAACCAGGCAGCUACAGAUAACAUAGCGGACACAUCGAGAUUUGUAAAAGUUGAGUCGGAUAGCACACAUGACCAAAAUAUGAAUUUUGUUUGUCGUGAAGACCUGUUGAACACAUUAGAUGAUGAUCUCUUCAGCGCGAAUGAGGUGAGCUUCACUAAUCCUAUGCAGAAAGAAAAGUGCUUUGAAAGCCAUCGUCCUUGGCGGUUAUCUGAACCUUUCACUCCCAUGCAAACGUGUUGUUUGUUGAAGUAACAGCGUUUCAUUGUCACAAUUAUAUUAUUGACCGUAAAGUUAAUUGUGGUCAUUUUUCAUGGAUCUGGAGUUUUGGAUCACAAUGAGAUGUGUCAGAGUAGUGUACAAUUGGAGAUAAUUUAUUUUUUCUCCUAAAUCUCCCGACGAUCUGAACAUUGAUAUUCAUAAUGAGACGUCAAGCAAAUUGUUUGGCUAAAGAAUUAAAUCUUUCUGUGGAACAAAAAGUAUCAUUUUGUGAUACUGUUUGGAACAUAUGGCUCCACUAUUUGUCUAUCACUGGCGAACUUGGCUCUGAUGCUUGGGUAAAUGCAGCUCUUUUAUUGGCAAAGUCGCUUAGUGAAGUACUUGAAAGCAAGAUGAUUCCAGAGGAAGAGAAGCCUACUAAUAAAAUAUUACGGAAACACAAAACAUCGGAUCACUGCUAUAGGAUUACCCAGCGUGAACACGAAUGGGAGCUCAUAAAAACUCGUCUAAGUCAAUUUCAGUGGGUUGGUUGGGGUCUAUUGUAUGAACCAGGGGAAGGUCGGGAAAUAACUAAUAUCCUACAUUUGUCUCGAAAAAAAAAGACAUCGAAAAAAGUCGACAAAAGUAAAAAAUCUAAACGACGUGGACGUAAACGGAAAGACUGUAGUGAGUCUGACUCAUCAGAAUCCGUUUUUUCUGAUAGAAAUCCUGAUGACGACGCUCAAUCCGUCCAUUCAUCUGAUUUGAGAAAUCCGGAUGUUCACGAUUCGGACCUGUCCUAUCAACCUAAAGCUGUGGAAUCGGAAUUAUUCCCUAAUAAUGAUUGGACACAAGAAAUACCACCACAGCAUUUCGCCAAACAACUAUCUCAGUCACGACCGAUAGGUCAUUUACUUUGGCGUGGUCAAAUCGAGGGUGGUUUUCACUGUCGUGUGUUAAUGGAGUAUAAUGUGGCUAUUUUGUUUAUAGCUUGUUUAACUACUUGUCCUGUACGAAAUGCAGUCAAUCCAUUAUUUUCUUCACAUUUUAUAAAUCCAGAUUUCCCAAAUAAUCCAUGUGCACUUACUACAAUGAUUACUUUAAAAGAUUUACAAGACCUAUGCAUUAAUAAUCGUUUACCUUUCAUAUCUGUUCAAAGUUUAUUUCCUCCAGGGGCCUUUUGCAUUCGUGAUCAGAGUCUACUAAGUUUAAUCCGACGUCAUAGACCUCCGGAAAUCAAUCAUUUAGCGUAUGCAACUGCUCGGAUGCGUGAAUUUAUUGGGUUGAAUCAUUUCCCAAAAUAUCCAUUGAGCUGGUUGGUGCAUCGACAUAUAACCGCUCUAGGUCUUCCGGUGGUAAUGCAUGAAUUUGUACGACCUUUGUUAGAGAAACUACAGCAGGAAUGUAUUCCUGUUGGUAAAUAUAUAUACCGCUCUUUGUUAAGUUCAAUCCCCUGGCCCAGGGUCGUUCGACCUGAAGUGUUUGCAAUGGCAUUAGUUGUUAUACUGUUACGUCUCGUAUUCAAAUUCGAUGAUACCUUUGAACAUCGACUUAGUUCUGUCGCUAAAGCUCUGGAGUUAUUUCCCAAUCGUCCAGUUAAAAGUGGUCAAACGUCGGACAUCUCAUUAUACGAUCGACCUUUUGUCUGGAUUUCAUGGGUGCAAUAUAUCGACUCACGAUUUCAUCCAUCUCACAAACUUAAUUUACAUUUGUUGAAAAGUGAUCAAAAUCCAUAUAGUAAUGCUCGAGUUCAUGAAUCUAAUCAACCAUUAGUCAUGACUGCUAAUCAAGGAUCUGAGCUACUCAACUUAGAUAAAGCUUCUGAUUUCUUAGGUUCAACUGAAUUCAAAAUUGGUCGUGAUAUUGGUUGGAAUGAGAAGAGUAUGAAAAAAAUUAAAAUAGCUGAUGCUUCAGUAAAAUUGUUACUAUCUCAGCCAUUGCGUAAUCUAUUCGAACCAUGUCAAGUGGUUGAUUUGACUGAUUCAACUUUAACUACUCAAAAUCAAUGUACGCAUCAUCAAAUGGUGGUCGGUAAUUUUACAUCUGAUUCCAGUACUAACAGUAAAAAAACCACAACUUACAAAAGUUUACUACUUUCAGAUUGCGAACAAGAUGGUUUACUAAGCCCAUUUCUCAAUACACAGUUAAACUUUUUGUAUAACGAAGAUAUUAAUGUCGAUGAUUAUAUUUCAAAUUCUUUCAAUGACCAUCAAACAUUGACCGAUUCAUGCGGAUUUAAUGAAUGCACUAUAAGAGAGUGGUGGUCAGAUUUGAUAAAGCAACGAUCUGAUUACUACUCGAUUUGUAUCGGAGAAUGGUCUUCAAAUUCUUCCAGCAAAUCUCAGUGGAAAAAUCGUAAUCGUAGCAAACAGCCACUUAUUUUACCAAAACCAGUAGAAGAAUUCAUUGCUAAACACGAUGAAAGUUUAUCCAGAGCGCUUGGUCAUGAUGAAUUAGUUCAUGCCAAACAGAAAGACAAGGAUAAUUCUCUAACGGAAGAAUCCAACAAUCUCAAUGCUUCUCAGAUCUUAGAAGCUGAGGAACCUGUAUGUUUACAUUGUUCUGACCCUAGCCGAAGCAUGAAGUGGCUAGUCGACAUCUGUGCAAUGAUUUGUGGAGCGUCCAAUAUUAAAUCACUACUCACUGAAAUUGAAUGUCUAGAACGCUUGCUUAAGUGGCAUGCGAAAGCUUCAUGUUCACACUCAGUUUCAGGGAAUGAUCCACGUCAAGUUGAUUAUGCACUUUUGUCAUUUUUUGAUUUGAAUGUAGAUAUUUGUGAAGUAUCACGAAAUCUGUAGAUUAGUCACUUUUUCUAUAUCUUUUUUCUGAUAUGUCGUUCUCAAAUUAAUUUGUACAGAGAUAUCAAUGAUUUAUAUUUUGCUUAUUUUAUCAACUGAACCUGAACUAGUUGUGUAUUUGCGGUAGUAAAUCUGUUUUUCAUUGAAUUGCACAGUAUAGAG